This is a messenger RNA of Cadophora gregata, 435 nucleotides long. RefSeq lists its product as uncharacterized. The record is from RefSeq and is a predicted model, not a curated record. The transcript has 3 exons. The coding region runs from base 1 to 435 and encodes 144 amino acids. Lineage: Eukaryota; Fungi; Ascomycota; Leotiomycetes; Helotiales; Ploettnerulaceae.
AUGGGCCUUAUAAGAUUCACACAGCGGUUGUUCUCCUCCCAAUCACAAGAAGGUCCCGACAAGCAGGAUCCUGAUCCGGCUUCUGAGCGAACAUCAUUCGAGCCAGUACCUGAGCCACCAGUGCCUGAGCCAGUACCUGAAGAAGAACUUGAUUCAUCGGCCCGACGAAGAGAGGAGACAGCCCAAGCUAAUACUUCUCGUACUUCGCCCUCUGCCACCCGUCCUCGCGGUGCUGCAGCCAGGAACAGCGGUCCUCUUGAGAGUAGGUCCAAACCUGCAAAAGUGAAAUACGUUAUUGAAUGGCAUUGGGCUUGUUGCAACUGUGGGCGAGCAUCUGCUAUGAGCGUCGAUAGGACACUUGCUUGUACUGAAUGUGGGGUGUUUCGAUGCGCCUACUGCACACUAGAGCAAGUCAAAACAAAGGUAGGCCCUUAG